GAAAAAUCAUUGUUCAGUUCACAACAACAAGCAACAAACAACAUGGCAUUCAAGCUCGUACUUUUCGCCGCCGUAGUCGCCGUAGCACGCGCCUCCCACAGUGGAGUCCUCGCCCCCUUGGCCCUCAACGCCCACAACUCCAUCUCCACCUACUCCACCCACCAACAACACGCCCCCACAGUCCACGCCUAUGCUGCCCCAGCCCUCCAAGCCUACGCUGCUCCUGCAGUCCACGCCUACGCCGCGCAUGCACCAGUAGUCCACGCCUACGCCCCAGUAGUCCACGCCCAUGAACCCUCGGCCCCCGCCCACUACGACUACGGAUACGGCGUCAGCGAUCCUCACACCGGAGACCACCACAGCCAGCAGGAAUCCCGCAGAGGAGACGCCGUGAGAGGCAGCUACUCCCUCAUCGAAGCUGACGGCAGCAAGCGUACCGUGGAAUACGCAGCUGACGACCACACCGGCUUCAAUGCUGUAGUGCACAACGAGCCGGCAGCUGUGCACGUCAAGGCCGUUGCACCUGUCGCUUACGCCGCUCAGGCUCCCGUCGUCCACGCUAGACUGGCUGCCCCAGCGUAUGCUGCCCACACCGUAGCUGCCCCGUCUCUGGUUCACGGAUACGCUGCCCACACCGUGGCUGCUCCGUCUUUGGUGAACGCGUACGCUGCUCCCUCUUUGGCGCAUGGGUACGCUGCUCAAGCUUGGGCUGCCCCGUCUUUGGCUGCCCAUACUGUGGUCGCCCCGGCUGUCGCUCAAGGGUACUCCGCUCCACUUGUCGCUUCCCACGGACUGUCCCAUAACGUAUGGUGA
Molecule: messenger RNA, 813 nt
Organism: Phaedon cochleariae (mustard beetle)
Lineage: Eukaryota; Metazoa; Arthropoda; Insecta; Coleoptera; Chrysomelidae
Source: the annotation of a GenBank genome assembly